UUGCUCGCACCAGAUAAUGCUGUGUUUGCAGCAAUUUGAAAAUUUCCACGUCCCCUUCCUGUUUCUUGGAGUCGAAUGUAAAUUUUAAUACGUAUGAUAAUAUAUAUCACAAGAAAAAUUCGAUUAAAUAAAACUUAUAUGGAAAUGUAGCUUGUAACGUGAUGUGUUAUAGGUAUCGAAUUUAUAAUGUGUGCUUAUGUACUAUGCAUACAUUAUUAAAAGAGACAUUUCUUUUGUAUUCAUAUCAAUGUUAUUCCAUGCUUUAUCAUUUGAAUAUAUUGUAUUGCAUUUUGGAAAUGUACUUUCCACUUAAUGGGCACAUGAAUAUUUUUCUAGGGUAUAUAGCCGUAGGUUUAGUUUCUGCGUACUCCACCGAUCACAAAUUAUGUGCAUAUUUGUGGCAAAUGAUAUAAAGUCAUAUCUUUGCCAUUUACUACGUUUAUGAUAAAGCUAUUUCUUAGAAAUGGUUAGAAAAUAAUACAGUGACUGUCGAAGUAUAAUAAUUAUGAUAAGUAUGCUGACACAGAUAAUCACUACAUUUCUUUUGGCAAACAUAUGUUCAUAUUUUGUAGGAAAUUAACGUUGUGUAAAUGCAUUUUGGUAUUGUGGUUAAAUAACAUUGUUUUUCAAUUUCUACGAUGGGGUUGCAAACUUACAAAAAAUAUAUAUACUAUUUGAAAUCGACUGGAAUUUGUAUCGUUGUGAUGGGGAGUUGUUGGCUUAUGUACCAAUUGCGACAAAUGUCACAAAUUUUAGGAUCUACUGUACCCACUAAUGUUUUGAACUUGGAACAAACACGCGCACAAUAUAUUUAUAUUGACGAUCCACGGUUUAAAGAUGUACUUAUGUUUCGAAAGACUAAAAAUUUGCAAUCGUCCGUACCAAAUCAAACAUUUUCUAUUAGUCAUAUCAUAUUGAAAUGGUGGAAAUCAUUGAGUCGUAAUGUAGCAUAUAAAUUAUUACAUUUAGCUCAACAUGGAGAUCAAACCGAACAAUUAAAGGCAUUAUACAUGUUAAAUUCCUUACAAUAUUUAAGAGAUUGGCACUAUCAACACAUUGCACAGAUGUUAGAUGCUAAAACAGCAAUAUGCUUGGCAAGAAUGCCAAAUGCUGAUAAAAGAUUUUUCUUGAAGCCACCAUAUUAUCAUAUACAACACAAAUUAUAUGAUACAAUAGAACAGGUACAUAAAUUGCUUCUUCAUUUGAACACGUUAUCACAAAACACUCAUCCAUGUCUUAUUCACUUCUUGAAUAAAAAAUUUAGAGAUUCACAACGUGAUGGUUUGAUAUUCGAACACGAUUUAACAAGCUUAGGAAUGGCUGCUUCUCCGGCUGUAAUAUGGGAUCAAGAAUUGUUACAGAGUUGUGUUCAAGCAUUGUGUCAUCAUUCUUGCCAUGAACAGUAUAGUAGAGAUAUUGUGGAUGCAGGAGGACUUUCAGUGUUGAUGAUACUGAAGAAAAUUUUUAAUAACAAUAUUAAUAUAUGUGUAUUACUCGCAAAAACAAUUUCUAACAUUUCCCUUCAUUCAGAAUAUUUAGAACAGAUUUUCCAAGCAGGAUGGAUCGGUACAUUAGUGGAAUGGUCUCACAAUCCUGAUAUACGGUUAUCAGUACCUGCUAGUCGCGCAUUAGCAAAUUUAGAUGUAAAUGAAAGUGAACAUGUUAAAUAUCCGAGACGUAUUUAUCUUCUUCACCCUUUACAUAAAAGUAAAACAAAUACAAAGUUGGAUGUUGUGUUCCUUCAUGGACUUCUUGGUGGUAUAUUUAUAACAUGGAGACAAAGAGACGAUAGUCCUGCAUAUGCAGUUGUAGAUCCCUAUAUGGCGAAUAAUGGAACUGAUGAAGUGUCAACCAUGAUAGGCGAACAAUCACAAGAUUUUUUAAGAGACUUAGCUUAUGAUUUGAGAAAACGUGAAUGGGAUAAACUAGGACAAGAUUUUGAAAUAAUCUUAGAUGAUUUCCCUCAAAAUAUUAAUGAAAAUACAUGUGGACCAUAUUUCUGUAGCGAGAAUAGUGUGUCUAUGAAAAAAUGUGAACGUGAUAGGAGGUAUAGAACACAGUGUUGGCCUAAAGAUUGGUUACCUGAGGAUGUUCCAUAUAUCAGAGUUAUUGGAGUAAAUUAUGAUUCAAAUUUAUCAAUGUGGACUCCGUUGUGUCCAAUAGAUGGCAUGAAAACCACUUUGAGUGAAAGGAGUGGGGAGUACCUUGAAAAACUACUAACUGCAGGUAUAGGAAUACGACCAACGAUAUGGGUAUGUCACUCAAUGGGUGGUUUACUAGUAAAAAAGAUGCUUGUUGAUGAAUGGAAAAAUGGCGAUAAAAAAAAUAUAUGUAAAAAUACUCGCGGCAUAAUAUUUUAUAGUACGCCCCAUCGAGGUUCUCGUGUGGCAGUUUUGAAGCAUACAACACAAAUGUUGUUGUGGCCAUCAGUCGAAGUACAGGAACUUCGUGAAGAAUCACCACAUUUAUUAAAAUUACACGAGGAAUUUCUGGAUAUGUUGAAACAAUUUCGUAUAGAAAUUAUUAGUUUUAGUGAAACUAAAUCUACACUUGUAACUGCGCUAAAAGUUCCAUUUCAGUUCGUUAGUCCUAAGUCAGCAGAUCCUGGCAUAGGUGAAUUUUAUGAAAUUGCUCAAGACCAUUUAUCGAUAUGUAAACCAGCUAGCAGACAUUCCUUCUUAUACCAAAAACUUUUGAGCAUACUAAAACGCCAUGUAACUCCUCAUGAGAAUGAAAAACUUUCUCCAAUUAUGGAAUUUUUGUGUUUGCCAAGUAAAUUAUUUUGAUUCAGUAAAUAUUUUUAGAUUUUCUACAUAAUUAAGUGCAUACAAUGUUGUAUCUAAUAUUUUGUUACCAGACUCUCUAUUUUUAUAUAAUUAUUUCAAAAGUACACCAAAUGACAAAAACGAAAACAAAUAAGCACAAGAAAUUCAGAUUUUUCUAAAAUUAUAAUAAGAAUAAACCAAUUAGAGUAAACAUGUUUAUAUUACAAAUACAUAAAAUUCAUUUAAGUACUGUUACAUGCCCCCGAUCAUUUAUUAUUUCUUUUUUUUUGACAAAAAUAAAUAAUAAAAUUCUUGUAAUAAAAUCAGUAAAAAAAAUGAUUGUAUCAUAUACUAACUAUUUUCAGAUACAAAGCAUAGGA
Molecule: messenger RNA, 3145 nt
Organism: Nomia melanderi (Alkali bee)
Lineage: Eukaryota; Metazoa; Arthropoda; Insecta; Hymenoptera; Halictidae
Product: protein SERAC1
Source: RefSeq, a predicted model, not a curated record